AUGCGGACCUUCGAAGCGGACACGGAGUUGCAGCAGUCUGCCUGCGGCGCAUUAGCCACUCUGAGCUAUGAGAACCAGGUCAACACUAAGGCUGUGUUACAACAUGGCGGUACCGAGUUGUUGUUGCGCGCUAUGCAUGGCCACAGUAGCAGUCCCUCUGUGCAAGGCUUGGCUUGUUACGUUUUGAGGAUACUGGCAUUCUUGGAGGAAGGUCGGCAUCACAUGGUCCAGCUCGGUGCCAUUGAAACCAUUCUCAUGGCACUACGGAAUCACAUUGGCGAUGUGGACGUCCAAGGCUCCGGUUGUGGAGUUCUUGGUCGGUUGACUGCAUGUUCUUCAGAGGAUUUGGCGAAAGUAGCCUCAGGUGAUGGACUUGGCGUUGCUCUAGGUGCACUUUCUGCCCAUCCACGUGAUGCUCAAGUGCAGGCGUGUGCUUCAGCACUUGUUGGAAACUUGGUCCUGGCUGGACCACAGUCAGUGCAAGAAAUCGCUCAAAGCAGAGCAGCAGACUUAGUGGUUCAGGCUUCAAAGCACGAGUCUUUAGAGGCUCAAAGCUGUGCUGUCAAUGCACUAAACAACAUGUGCCUCAGAAGCGAACAUUGUAUUGCUCAAGCUGCAGUCUCGGGAGCUUAUGCUUCUUUGGCAGCCACCUUUCAACCCACAGACGAGAACAUCCAAUUGCUGACAAUUACAGUCCUUUAUUUGCUGACAACAACAGAUCAAGGUGAUGUUGGGGAUUUUGUGCAGCUGCAAGGCCUGAGCCAUUUGAUUCCCACCAUGAUGCGCUUCAUGUCUUCUUUGAAGGUCCAGGAGCAGAUUUCUUCGAUCUUGCAGAGAAUCGGACAUCGUGCGGAGAUGUUGGAAGAAAUACUUCGACAGGGAGGGCUUGAUGGCAUUUUCACUGCAAUGCAUCGCUAUCCGCUAUCGGCGAGGAUUCAGGUGUCUGGAUGCUAUUUGGCAUCACGCUGGGCACGUGCCAGCCAGGACGGGGCCCAAAGAGUAGCAGAAGGAGGUGGAGUAGAGUUGGUUGCGCUUGCCAUGCAGAACCACCUUGCUGAGGUGGAUGUCCAGGUUUUUGGAUGCAUGAUGCUCAAAGCCGUGGCUGAUCAAGUUGCUGAGAGCCCUCAGGUCAUUGCACACUUCGGCGGAGUGGAGGCAGUGCUGCGGAGUUUGCAGCGGCACGCAGAGGAAGGACAGCUUCAAGAAGUUGGGGUCCGUGCACUUUGCAGCGUUGGACAACAAGACUGGAUAUGCAGGAAGAAAGUGGUGGACUAUGGUUUGCCCAAUGAUCCCAGCGAAGCUAUGUCAUCUAAAGACGCCCCGGUUUCAUUCAUCCCAGAUGACGGUCUACGUGGAAAGAAGGUGGAGCUGUGGACCCUCUGGGGAAAAUGUGUUGAACCACCAGAGGAAGAUUGCUCUGCAAACGACAAGCUCCAGCAUGACUCCAAGAGAAACAGCGAGUUGCUGGCUAGUGACGCACCAGAUCAGCCGCCCUUGCGCGGUGUCCAGUUGCUUUUCCGCGCUUUGCUCCACCCUCAUGGGAAAGUUGCAAGCGCUUUGCAUUCUGCGACUUGUGCGCUCUUGGCUCACAUCGCUGCAGAUGGGAACGAGGCCGACGUUCUGGAGGAAGGAGGCGUUGUUGUAGCCACGCAAUCCGCGCGCUUGCAUGCCUCGGAUCCUCAAGUGCAGGUGGACACGUUUGACCUGCUCCACAAUCUCGUAUGCCAACCAGUGCCAGGUCCCAGCGCUUUAGUCCAGAUGGCAACCAGCUAUGGGGCAGUCGAAUUGAUCAUUGAAGCCUUGAGGAACUAUCCGGAACACAGAGGAGUGCUCUAUUCCAGCGCAAAACUACUUCGCAGCCUGUUACUUGGUGGUGAUCUCUCCGGCGAGAGCACCCUGUCUCGCAAUGUGGAGGAUGCGAUCACGAAUUUGGAAGGCUUUGCUGAGGGUUUGAGAGUGGAGACUUUGCUCCAGGAGCUUCGGCGACACUCUGCAGAUGUUCCCACAAGGAGCACGGCACAGGGAGUGGUCGAACUGUUGAUGAAGUCCCUUGCCAUCUUCUCGGCGGACACGGAGAUCCAGGAGGUGAUUUUGGUGGCGUACCGAGAGUUGGCAGCAAAUCGCCGAAGCAGGCACCGCAUGACAAUGCAAGGCACUUGGAAGGAGAUCAUGGCUGAGGUCAAGGCGCAUCGAGAUCAUCCAACCCUUCAAGUCUUUGGCUGUGAUUUGAUGGAACUUCAAACACGUGACUGCGAACACGACAAUAUUGAAGACGCUAUUGUCUUCGGAGGAGUGGAAUCCCUCCUCAAGGUGUUUGAACAUCACGCACAAAAUCUGUCGGUGCAAGAAAGAUCGUGCGUGGCAGCUGCAAAGCUUGCAAGCAGAAGCGCAGACAUUAAAGCCAUGUUCAUUGAAGGGCAUUUGAUCCAGCUGAUUAUUGAGAUCAUGGCUCUGCACAGAGGCAGUGAAGCUCUGCAGAGACUGGCAUGCCUCGUGCUACUGAGCUUAGUUGACCACAGCUUGGAGUGCCGAGCUGAAAUGGUUGCCAGCAACUGCCUGGAAGCAGCUUGCACUGCUCUCAAGGAGCAUCCAAAAGCUGUGGCAGAUUUGCAAGCCCAGGCGUCCACAGCUCAGGGAAAUGGCAACGGAUGGCGCUCUCAUCAAAUGUGGCGCUCGGAAAGUCUCCGUCCAAGCUGUUUGGUUCAAUGUUGCGUGUAA
Molecule: messenger RNA, 2718 nt
Organism: Cladocopium goreaui
Lineage: Eukaryota; Dinophyceae; Suessiales; Symbiodiniaceae
Source: the annotation of a GenBank genome assembly